AAUACAUUCGUCAUGAACUGUUGGACUCACACUUUAUCAAACUUUUUGUUAGUAGUAUUUUCGUCGCUGCUGCGUACAGAUAAAUAAUUUGAGUGAAUUGUGAUCAACUUGUUUGGAGUAAUAACAGCAAAGUUCUUCACCUUAACCUACGACAAUAAGCCGUUCUCUGCAGCCACUGAGUACGCCUGAGAGUUUGAAAAAACCAAAGACUACAAAAGCCACAAGAAGCUCAAAUAUUUCUAUACAGUCUGCUCUAUCGAUCAACGCUCACCGCAAACAGCGUAAAGCAAUAUGGGCAAUCCAAUCUGGUUUAUUUUUUGGUUUUUAGUUUUUUGGUUCAUUUCUUUCUUUGUGGCUUUCCUUGCAGCAUUCUUAUAUAUAAUACUGUAUGUGCUGGAAGUCAUCUUUAGUGGGCUAUCGGGCAUCAACGGUUUGCUUUUGCAAGGCAUUCAAUUCCCUCAUUACUGCGCUCGAGCCAUGUUGGACUGCAAAUCUCCUUUUUAAAAGUUUAAUUUAGUAAAAAUAAACAUCUUUGUUUUGUUAUCUAAUAUCAUUAGGGUACUAUUAAUUUUUAUGUACGAUGUUUUGACAAGAGAAGUAAGUUACUUCAUAACACCAUCCGUAUUCGAUGCGGUAAAAUCAAUAUGUGGUCACGUUUUCACGAUUUCACGAUUAUAGAACGAUUAUUAAACAUCAGAUUUGGAUCUUUUUUUGGAGUUGUAAAACAAUCUGAACACUAAAGAACACUUUUGAAUAAUUUGUUAAUCCAGCUAAGGAGGUUGCGUUUUGUGAACUCAAAUAAAAGCUUUAUAAAUUUGCUUUAAGAAAGUUUGUUACAGAGGCCAUUUAGUUAAUAAUUUUAAAAUAUAUAUACUUUUUUUCUACAAAAUCUGAAAUGACGUAGAGUA
Ceratitis capitata (Mediterranean fruit fly) is the source of this 908-nucleotide messenger RNA. RefSeq lists its product as uncharacterized. The coding region runs from base 292 to 504 and encodes 70 amino acids. The transcript is spliced from 3 exons. The record is from RefSeq and is a predicted model, not a curated record. NCBI's taxonomy places the organism in Eukaryota, Metazoa, Arthropoda, Insecta, Diptera, Tephritidae.